Molecule: messenger RNA, 1614 nt
Organism: Dovyalis caffra
Lineage: Eukaryota; Viridiplantae; Streptophyta; Magnoliopsida; Malpighiales; Salicaceae
Source: the annotation of a GenBank genome assembly
AUGGAAGUUGGCUACAGUCUUGAAGUUGAUGUCAAUGGAGAAGAAAUUUUCAUAGUGGACAAGGAACUUCUUUCAUCUUUCUCAGGUAGACUCAGCAAAUUAUUUGGUAAUUUGACUGGUAGUUCAAGAAAACUGAAAGUAAUAUUUGACAGCUUUCCAGGAGGUGCACAUGGUUUUGAGCUCAUGGCAAGGUUUUGCUACAACAAUGGCACCAUUGAGAUAACUCCUUCUAACGUUGUCCUGGUAAACCAUGCUGCUCAUUACAUGGAGAUGGGCAAUAAUAGCCUAGUAAAGCUUAACUUGGUUGAUCAGACUGAGAAAUUUCUUGAAGGGAUCAAGUACUGGACUUGGUCUGAGCUACUGCAAGCCCUAAAACAGUGCCAAGAUUUACUUCCUACUACAAAUUCUUCACUUUUGCUUGAGAAAGUCUUGGAUUGCCUUGUAGGAAAGCUUAAUUUGCCUACUACGGCAAGCCCAUUUACUUGUUCUUCAAACAAUUCCAGUUUUCAAUUCUCCUGUGAUACCACCAGCACCUGUAGUAUGAGAAACAACUGGUCUCAAACAACUUGGUGGUUUGAAGAUCUUUUGGUUUUGAAUGCCAAUUCAUUUGACAAGGUGAUGAGGAUGAUGAUGUCCCAGAAACUAGACCAUGCUACCAUUUUUAGGUUCGUAGUCUUUCGCCUAAAAUCUAGAUAUCUCAAUGUCACACCAGCUGAGAAGUGCAAAAUCACAGAGGUUGCGAUCAAUCUGCUUUCAUUGCUUGAUAGGAGCUCUCUUUCUUGCAAAGGCUUAUUUGAUGUUCUACUGGUAGUCUCAAGGUUGAAAAGUAUAAGCAAGUUUUAUAAACUAAAGCUGGAGCAUCUGAUAGGUUCAAUGCUAGAUCAAACAACUUUGGAUCAUCUACUUGUUCCAUCUCCACACAGGAACUAUCACGUAUAUGAUGUGAAUUUGAUUUUGAGGCUUGUAAAAGCGUUUCUACUUGAACGUUCAACAAUAUCUCGAAAUCAAUUGAGGAAGGUUGCUAGCUUGGUGGACUCAUACCUUCUAGAAGUGGCUCCAGAUUUCCUUCUGAAACCUUCCAAGUUUGCAGCAUUAGUUAUGGUUCUGCCAGAUUCUGCUAGAGAAUCCAGUGACAGACUCUACCACUCCAUUGACAUGUAUCUUCAGGUCCAUGAUCAAUUAUUUGAAGAGGAAAAGAUGAGACUAUGUUCUGUAGUCAACCGUUAUAAGCUCUCGGCCAAAGCUUUGGAACAUCUUGCUCAAAACUCAGACUUUCCAUCAAGAACAGCACUCGAAAGUUUCCUUGCUCAGAAAUCCAAGCUCAAUAGCUCAAUCCCUAAUCAUUUAUCUUAUCUCAAAGUCGUACGUCGAUCGACGUUUCAUACCGAUGCCAAGGAAGAGCAAGAGGACAUUGAACAAAUCCUUACUUUUGCAAGGCGGCAUGGACAUUCAAAUGAGAUUGACAAUCUUGAAACAGAAUUGCAGGGAAUGCAGAAAAGGGUGACAGAAUUGAAGAAAGUCUGUACAAUGAUGCAUUCGGAGAUGACAACUGUGACGAAACCAAGAUUGCAUGGCCCUGGAAAGGCUAGAUCAUUGCCAAAACUCUGUUCGUGA